Messenger RNA from Manduca sexta (tobacco hornworm), 1349 nucleotides. It is a transcript of the gene Dus4, whose product is annotated as tRNA-dihydrouridine(20a/20b) synthase [NAD(P)+]-like. The transcript has 2 exons. Bases 118 to 1299 code for a protein of 393 amino acids. NCBI's taxonomy places the organism in Eukaryota, Metazoa, Arthropoda, Insecta, Lepidoptera, Sphingidae. The record is from RefSeq and is a predicted model, not a curated record. Gene Ontology annotation, biological process: tRNA processing. Gene Ontology annotation, molecular function: tRNA dihydrouridine synthase activity; flavin adenine dinucleotide binding.
UUUGCGCACAUCCCUACAUGAUUUGAUAAGUGGUUUAUGGUUUUCUUUCUGGAUACCUGUUGCAAAAAAAUCUGAGAAAAAAACAAUUUGAAUUUCAUAUUUGAUGGUAAAUUCUAUAUGAAUAACAUGAAAAAAACAACUGAUAUUACGAAUUUGUUUAAAAGUGCUAAGUUAGAUGGUAGCUAUAUAAAAGUAUGCGCACCGAUGGUCAGAUAUAGUAAAGUUCAGUUUAGGACGCUUGUAAAAAAUUAUGGAGUUGACUUGUGUUUCACACCAAUGGUAAUGGCUGAUUCUUUUUGCCAAAAUUCAAAAGCACGAGAUUGUGAAUUUUUGACUACAACUAAUGACACACCACUAAUCGUUCAGUUUGCUGCCAACAAUCGCAAUGACUUCGUAGAUGCCACAAAACUGGUGUGUCCAUAUGUAGAUGGGGUGGAUCUUAAUUGUGGCUGCCCUCAAAAGUGGGCCAUGAAAGAUGGAUAUGGAUGCUCAUUACUAUCAAAACCUGAAAUUAUUUAUGAUCUAGUGAAAGGGAUCAGAAAUAAUCUACCCUCAAAUUUUAGUGUGUCAGUGAAAAUAAGAAUAUUGAAAGAACUAAAAAAAACUAUAACCAUGUGUCAACAAAUGGAAAAAUGUGGAGUUAAUUUUUUAACAGUUCAUGGGCGAAAUCCUUCUCAAAAGAGUACUGGGAUGGUAGACACACUUGCACUUAAACAUGUUUGUGAAUCAAUAAAAAUACCUAUGGUGGCCAAUGGCGGUGUGAAAACUUUACUGGAAGCUGAUAAAAUGCAUGAAGAAGUCCAAUGUGAUGGAGUUAUGGCAGCGAGCGGAUUAUUAACAAAUCCUGCACUAUUCAGCGGAGCUAAUAGAACCCCUUUGAGUUGUAUCAAGCAAUGGAUGGAUAUGAAAGAUCUAAGUAAAAAUAACAUAACAUUCCAAUGUUACCAUCAUCACUUAGUGUUCAUGCUUGAAAAAGUUCUAACCAGGGAGCAAAAACAAGUUUUUAAUCAUCUCGGCACUUUUGAAAGUGUUGAUAACUAUCUACAAAAUAAUCUGCUUCAAAUUGAUGAAAUAUUUUCACCUAAAUUAAAUUUAGAAGAAUUUAUCAGUUGUGAAUUUCCUGAUGAAAUUCUUUUAAAACAUAGCAGUAAGUGUAGGGGUUGUGGAAAAAGCACACAUUAUUGUAUUUGUGAAGUGUACAGUAGUAAUGAAACUGAUGGAAAUUACUUUACUAGUUGCGUUAAUACUUAUGAUGAUUUAGAUCAUAUGAACUGGAAUUUAUUUGAUGAACCUGUAUAAUAUCCCAUAGUAUAUAAGUUUUUUUUUAUUAUAAGAUAUGAUGAUUUCAA